This is a messenger RNA of Mesoplodon densirostris (Blainville's beaked whale), 444 nucleotides long. It is a transcript of the gene MLANA, whose product is annotated as melan-A. The transcript has 5 exons. The record is from RefSeq and is a predicted model, not a curated record. Lineage: Eukaryota; Metazoa; Chordata; Mammalia; Artiodactyla; Ziphiidae. Gene Ontology annotation, cellular component: endoplasmic reticulum membrane; trans-Golgi network; melanosome. Bases 88 to 444 code for a protein of 118 amino acids.
CCAGAGAAGCAAUCUUCACGCACAGGGCCAGCCAGCAGACGGAGUGGAUCCCAUCCAGGCAGGUGACCCGAGGCCUGACCCCACAAGAUGCCAAGAGGAGAGGCUCACUACAUCUAUGGUUCCCCCAAGAAGGGGCACGGCUACUCCUACGUCACAGCUGAAGAGGCUGCAGGGAUUGGCAUCCUGAUGGUGAUCCUGGGAAUCUUACUGCUCAUCAGCUGCUGGUAUUGUAGAAGACGAAGUGGAUACAGAAGCUUGAAGGACAAAAGCAUUCAUGCUCGUACUCAAAGUACCUUAACAGGAAGAUGUUCACGUGAGGGGCUUGGUCACCAGGACGCCAAACUUCCUUUUCAAGAGAACAAUUGUGAACCUGUGGUUCCCAACGCUCCACCUGCCUAUGAGAAACUCUCCACAGAACAGUCACCACCACCUUACUCUCCGUGA